UAGCGCAUGUAUUGAAAAUUGCGUUUUUCCCAUAGACUCGUUGCCGCCUCCGCACAUGCCGCCCAUUCAGCACGUAAUGCCACCGCAACAUUUGCCCAAUACUAUGAUGCCGCCGCCGCCCAUGACCAACGUGCCGCCCCCGGGCCAUUCUCAGCCAAUGGCUCCGAUGGCUCAGCAGCAUGUGCCGAUCCCGCCCAACCAUGCAAACACGCGGGCCAACUCCCACACGCCGCCCCAGUACCAACAGGGGCCGCCCCCCCGGCAUGGAAUGCACCACUCGAACGGCCCGCCCAAUCACAAAGGGCAGCCGAACGGUGACUUAAUGCUUAAGACUAAUCGAACUCACCGGCAGCAGCAGAACUAUGCUCAAGCUCCGGAUAGGGGGCAGGCGAUGCCGCCCGGGCAUCCGCAAGGUCCGCCUCCUCAGCAGGAGUGUGGAGCUCACUCGGUGCCGCAGGCGAUGCGUCAGCCGCCCCCCGUCGCGGGCGUUCAGAAUCAGGAGGCCAUGAAGGAGCUCCAUUUGUUCGCCAAGGAGUUCAAUCUGGUCCCGAUGGCGCAUAGCAGUCCGGCAGGGUCCUCAGUGCCUCCGCACUUGGCGGUGCAGCAUGGCGGGCAGAUGCCGCCUCCGGAUGCGGCGCAAAUGGGGCCGCCAGCUCAAGCCCUCAGUGGCGGCACAUCGGCGAAUAGCGCCCAUGCCGCAAAUGCGCCCAGCAGUGGGGCUGAUCAAGGUCAGGCGACUGGGGGCGCACAAACGCAGCCGACUCCCGCGCAAAGUCCGCCAAGCGAUAGCGACAAGUUGCAGACUGCAGUGUCGAAAUCGAAGCUGAACCCCAACGCUAAGGAAUUUGUUUUGAGUCCCAUGCCGAAGCCCUUCCAACCUAGGUCCCCAAGCACGCCGUCGGUUAGUCGGCCUCACACGCCGCAAACACCGUCACAUAAUCCGUAUAUGACGGCAGCAGUUAAUGGGCCUGGCGGGCCCUCAAUGCCGGUGGCUGUGCUGCCCAUGCCUUACAUGACUAUCAGUCAGCCUCAAUAUCAGGCGCCCCCGCCUCAAGCGAACCGAAUGAGGAAGAUGAAUAUGCGGGCUGAGGUGUCGCACAUGCCGCACGCAGCUGCUGUGACCGGACAGCCCCUGUUGGCCCCCGCGCCCCUCCACCAGUACAUUUACAAUCCGCAAGCGGCUGUCCAUGGCAUGAACCAAGCAGCUUAUCAGCCAGCUGCCGUUGCUUCAUUGCAGGCUGCAGCUCUGGGGCGCAUGUACGAUGCAGGAGCUGUAGCUACCACCACACAG
Dendroctonus ponderosae (mountain pine beetle) is the source of this 1291-nucleotide messenger RNA. Its product is annotated as ataxin-2 homolog. The record is from RefSeq and is a predicted model, not a curated record. Lineage: Eukaryota; Metazoa; Arthropoda; Insecta; Coleoptera; Curculionidae.